Messenger RNA from Lymnaea stagnalis (great pond snail), 12667 nucleotides. Lineage: Eukaryota; Metazoa; Mollusca; Gastropoda; Lymnaeidae. The record is from the annotation of a GenBank genome assembly.
CGCUGAUGUGACCACUUUUUUGAGUUACCGGUAAAGUAACUGUGAUUAAUCAUGUUACUGGAAACUCGGUGACAUACUGAUGAUGUAUUGAUAUUACAUUACAGUGUCUUUAUGUAAUGCGAUAAAUCAAUAUUUUACAAUUACACGCCUAUAACUUAUUUUUAAAGGAGACAUUCAAUGGCAUCUAUUAAAUCUACUUCUCAGGAGUCUUUUGAUUAAGACAAGACAUUGACUUUGUGAUAGUGAUUGUGAUUUGAAAUAAAAUAAAUAACCAACAAAAAAAGUCAAAACUACAAAAGUAAAAGACGCAAGUUAACAAUAAUAUGGCUGACUCAGGGGAAAAGUAAGUCUUAGGCCUCGGCUUUGUUUGACUUAGAUUCUGGUUUGUUAUGAGUAUUACAUUAGUCAUUAGUAAUUAGACUAGUAGUAAGUAUUAAAGACUCUAAACUCACUAAUCAGUCUAGUCUAAUCUGUAGUCUGUAGUGACUGUAACUGUAGCUUUUAAAUUAAAAUAUGAUGUGAGUGGAGUAUCAAUGACCUUAUCUUAUCAUUAUGAAUGCUUAGUUAGGCCUAAACUUAAACUUAUCCUAUGCCUAUGGCUAUGGCCUAUGGUUUAAAACUAUGUCAGGGUAUACUACUAUUAUACUACCAUACUGUCUAUACUGUACUAUACUGACUAUUCUAUUAUUAUUAUAACUAUUGGUGACAUGAGAAUAGCAUUUAGUCUUAAGGAACCCCGGUCUGAAUAGGGUCAAUGCAUACCGGUUAGAUUAAAUAAUAAAUGCUAUUCGGAUGUCAUUUGUGGUAGUUUAUUUUAGUUAAACUGAAGAAGUUAACAAACAUAUAGCCCAUUCAAUUAUCUUUCAUUUGAUACGAAAUUUUGUCUAAAAAACCCUACAAUAAUAUUUUAAAUAUUUUUUUUAUAAACCCAACCUCUCACUUCUGAUACCCGGGUCCGAAUAGUUGCUGCCUUGUUUAAAGGCCGGCAUAUAUUACAGAAAAUAAGAAGUUAUCUUUUUUUUAACACUUGGACCCACCGGGUAUUUUCUUUGUGUAAAAAAAGCGCCCCCGUCAAGCCCUAGUAUUAUUAUGUUACACUAACCUUAACAUAGCUACCUACAGUUACUAAUGUAACUAAUAAACUAAUUAAAGUUUGGUUAUUUCAGAGAAAAUGUGAGAUAUUAUAUUUUUCAAUGUAGUGGCUGCGUCCACUGCGGAGGUGUACCUAGUAAGGUCUGCCUACAUCAUGGUGGUUUAACUAGCAAAACCAUGGGUACACCAUGGCAAAAAUUUACCAUUGGCCUCGUCUUAAGAGAUGGCUGUUAGAUAUGAUCUUUGUGGUCUUGUGGUAGAGUAAAUGCUAGGCCUAGGUGAUAUCCAGUAUCAUAUUUUGUGAUCAAUUCCCAGAUGCUAAUUGAAUUUUACUAGGCCUAAGCUUAAACUUAAACCUUUUUUUUUCCAGCUUAAUUAAAGAUAAACUUUAUAAUUAAAUUAUUAUGUUCAUUUGUAUCAGUAGUGGUAUUAUUUAAAAUAAAAUAUUUUGUAUCAAUUUAAAUAUUAAAUAUAUACAUUAUAAAAAAUGAUUAAGUGUUUAAACUGGAACAAGAUGUGCCGGCCUUAAUACUUUUGAUCAUAAGCCAUCAAACUGGGUUAAGAUACGCCAUACCUACAUCUCCCAAAAGUGUUUUAAAGGGAAACCAAUGAUUAUCACAAACUCUUGGGACCAAAGCAAAAGAGGUGCUAUUUGCAGUGAUGUGCUAUUUCCAGGUUCACCCAGUAUGAUGAUCAUGCUCAAUAAUUUGAAAGAUGAAGACUUAAAAAAAUCAGGGAAUAUAAGAUUUAAGAAGAAGUGAGAAAACAAACAGAAAGUGCAUGUACAAUGUUUGUGACGGCUACCGGAAAUUUGUUACAAAGAAAUUUCAUCGACGCAAAAUUGAUAGACGGAAAUUUGAUCGAACAGAAAUUUGGUAGAAUCUUUUUUUCAGUUCACACAUUAAAAUUUGCGUCAGAUUUCUUUUUGAACGCACUAUACUAUAUAGUAAAAUAAAAUAAUGUGUUGAGAAAGAAAUUUGACGCAAAAUUUUAACGUGGGAACUGAAAAAAAGAUUCGACCAAAUUUCCAUUCUAUCAAUUUUCCCUAGAUGAAUUUUCUUUCAAACAAGUUUUCGGAUACGGUAUGUGACAUGUUGUUGUUCGUCCGUCAUAAUCGACAACGACCAUCUAGUUAGCCGAUUGUCUAAAGUUGCUUUUUCGGGCUAGCUGUCACUAUCCUUCUGGCUUCAUGAGAUUGAGCCCACUUCUUGCAGCUGAUCUCCACUCUGCUCUGUCCUGGGCUGUCUGCUCCCAUUCAAUAGGGUUAAUUGUGAAAGCGCUUCCCUAGCAUGAGUUCACCCAAGAAUAGCUCUUUAGGGAGUCGGUUGUCUUCCAUACGGAUGUGUCCCAUCCACCAGAGUUGAGACUGCAUCAGGGUGGUGAAGAUGGUAGGUAGGUUUGCUCUAGCAAGGACCUAUGUGUCAUGCACUUUGUCUUGCCACAUGAUGCCGAGGAGUUUCCUGAGGCAGGUUGUGUGAAAGUGGGGGAACACAUGGUGAUCCUAGGAGCAGUUUGUCCGCCUUGGUCCUCUCCUGUCACUCAACUCUCAUGUGACAUGUAUUAUAACCACAAAACAAUUUUGAAUUUUAAGCAAGAUUUUGUUUUAUUUAAAGAUUCUUCAUACAGUUGAUAAUUUGCAUUAUACUUUUACAUGUAAAUAUAGCCAUGAUGUAACCUAAAGCUUUUCACGAAUCUGUUAUGAACAUCCAAACACAGUACCAGUAUAUGAAUAUUAGAUGCAUGGUCGCCAUUUCAACCAUCGUUCUUUCUCUAUGUGUUUCCAAAAUUUAAAAACAAUAUCCACGGUUCACUCUCAGCCCUCUGUCUUGUAGCAAAUCUUUUGAAAAAACAUCAUGAUUUUAGAAACACACAGCAUGGCGGAUGUAGUUAUGGCCAUUUUUUAAACUAAAUUUCUUAGGCUCCCUACUUACUAAGUACAUUUUUAACUAAUUAAUGUAAUUGACUUUAUAAUCUUCUUUUAAUUUAUUAGUUUAUUAAGCUAAAUUUUAUAAUUAUAGGCCUACUAAAUAAAUAAGCAUAUGGCAAAAUCCAUCUUUAGCAUUAAAACUGCAUUAUACUGGAGAUUUUGAAAAGCUAAGCAGCCUAAUCCCACAUUUCACCAACUUGAUGAUCGAGAUUCAUCCACGCUUACCUUGACCUUGGCCAACUGGUUAGUAAAGUGCACCCACUUUCACAUUAUUUAAUGUUAGCCUAUAUUAUAUAUACACCCCCAAAAUAAUGCAGAUAUACCACUGCGACAUAAUAAUAAUAAAGCUUAUUUGAAUAUUACGCUUCAUCCCAAAAGGCUCGAAGUGCAGUACAAAGUCAUCCAUAUUAAAAAAGAAAUGAAAAAAUCUAUAUUUUACCACAUUGAAAUACAAAACGCAACAUUACAAAAACUAAAUACGAGACUACCCAUUCUAAGUCUUUCAUCCCUUACAACCAUAAACAACACAGGCCACUUUACAUCUAGGAGGUAAUAGCUAGCUGGAAAAGAUGAUAGAAAAUUUCACCCCAAUAGAUGUUUGCGAAAUAGAUAUGUUUCCAAAUCGGUUUUGAAAGACUUCAGUGUCACUAUGUUAAAAUAAAUAUUCUACUAUUAUCUGUGGGAUUCUUUUAAAAAAAGAUUGUGACUGUCUCUAAUCUUUCUAAUAAUCUUGAGCUGAAUUCCCACACAGUAAAUGUCUUAAGUCUUUCAUUUAUUUAUUUCUCUACUUAUGGGUACCAAGUCAGAGUCUAAAAAAAACAAAUUAAAAAAUUCUUUGAAACAAAAGAGAUUUGUUAAUAUUUGAAAAUAGGUUAAUUAAUUCCAUUACCAACAUAUUUAACAAUAAUUUGUUAUUUAAAAUGUUAUUUUCAUUAAUUUUCAGUGCCAUUGAAACUGAGUUGGAAACUUUGGAGGCAAUUUAUAUUCAUGAGCUGACUUGUACCAGGAAAGAAGAGUAAGUGCCAAUUUUUGGGUUCAAGUCGACACUGAUGAAACUUUAAACAUUUUUUUUGUGUGGAUACUUGCUGGUCUUCAAAAUAAAGAAAGGUGCACUACAAAAUAGUUUGGGAUCACUGUUGUAGAUUAUUAUUACUUCACCACUUUAAUUCACUCUAUAAUGAAAAUAAUUUGAGCCAUUGAAACGAACAAAAAAACCCCUCAAAUUAAACAUUAUGAUAAUUUUUUUGCCUCUAAAAUUUAAUAAAUAUUUAGAACUGGUCCACAAGUUGCAGUCCUGUUCUAUUCUUACAAAAACAUACUUAUCAUUGUAGCAUAAAAACUCUCCAGGGGAAAUCAUAAGGGUUUGUUUUAUAACAACUAGAGUCUUACAUCUUAUCUUACAUGGCACCUUUUACUUUUUUUAUAUGAAGAAUGACAUGCCAUUCCUUUGGGAAUAAGGGAAGAUUCAGUAAUACUCCGGGAGCAACUGAGCCACAAAACUGAAUGACAUUUUCUCACCCAUCACUUUGUCUUAACAUAAAUUGUUCCUAGUGAGGAAUCUGAAGGUGUUAGUUAUAUCUUGCAACUCCCCCAAAAAUGAGUAUCCAUAUAUGUAUGUAGCCACCAGAGAUUUUAAACAUUUUUUUAAUUGUUUAAUGAUGCUCACAACAUCACAUCCUCGUAUUGAUGUAACAAUGGUUCUCAGCACCAUUUUCAAUAAAGCUCAUGUUUUUGACUGAUCACUUAUGUUUUUCUUAUUUUCCCAGUGGUACUGUUGAUAAAAUUUCAGCGUUGCUUCAUCCUGCCACUGGUCAUGAUACUAGAAAACAGUAUGUUUGCAUGACACUUGUCUUUAGCCCAGGUCCCAACGUGAGUACCCAUCAGUGGUUUUUGUGUAGCACUAAUCAGAAUGUCCAACCGUAUGCCAAGAAUGAAUAUGUGCAAUGGGAUCCAAACAUAUUACCCAUUAAUUUGGAUCAAUAAAAGAAUCAUAUGUUAUCUGUUUGGAUUAUUUGUGGAGCUUCAAGUACGUGUUUCGCAUCAGUGUUGCGCUCAGAGUGAAUGGAAAGAAUACAGUUUACAUGGGUUUCCUUUAUAAGUUGUUGUUUUGCUCCUUCUUUUUAUCAAGGUGUUUUUAGUCAAUAUGUGAGGCAUAUUUAUACAAAGUAAAUAAUAUGAAACCAUCAGCCAUGUUCACCAAUUUUUUCCAGUGAAAAUAACUGAAAUGUUUUACAAACCAGUAACUUAAUUUCAGAACCUCUUCUCAGGCUGGGAGGGACAAUAUUACAUGUCACAAUGUCAACUUAUUUUUUUCAGUAUCCAGAUGAGGCUCCGGAGAUUCAAAUUUGUAAUCCACGAGGACUUGGUGAGGAAGAGAUGGUCAGGUACUAAACAAGCUAGAAGUAAUUUGGCUUCAGCUAGAUAAACACAGAUCAAAUGUAUGUUUGUUUUCGAUAUAAUUGUGCUUUGUAUCCCUUCUGUUCAUAUCAACUUUUUUUUUAGAGAUUGAAAAAACCCAACCCUAAUUAGACAAAUUAAAGAGAACCUUUUCAAGCAUUAAACUUGUGUAUCUCUCUCUCUCUCUUAUCUCUCUUUGUCUCUUCUAUCUUUCUCAUCUUUUCUCCUCCCUUCACCAGAUCUGAAAAUACGUAGUCCACCAAUCUAACUUGUCUUGUAGUUUUAUCUUGUUUUUUUGUUGGUUUUUUUACAGUCUUUUGGAAGCCUUGACGGCCAAGGCUGAAGAAAUCAAGGGGGAGGUCAUGCUGUACACAUUGAUAGAGGUAAUCUUUUCCUUCUCAUUUCAAGGGUGCUCUCAGUCUCAUUUACAUUGUUUCCCAUUAAUGUCAGGAGCUAAACUUAACGUUGUCUUGGGGGCUGUGGGUGCACAAAACCAAACGAUUAUUUGUGUGAACUCUUCUGUCUGUGAGGCAUUGUUUGGGGAAAAAUAAUCAUAUGAUGCUAAUUUUGGAUAAAUUUAUAUAUAUUUUAGUUGCUUUAUUUGUUUAUGCCAGAUUAUCAGACGUACCAAACUCAAAUCUUUUGUUAAAGUAAUCACUUUUAAUUUUGUAGUAAAUGUACUGGUUACAGCUAAUGACUAACCCGGACAAAUGUCCAGAAGUCAGUACUGUACUGGUUACAACUAACGACUAACUAGGACAAAUGUCCAGAAGUCAGUACUGUACUGGUUACAACUAAUGACUAACUAGGACAAAUGUCCAGAAGACAGUACUGUACUGGUUACAACUAACGACUAACUAGGACAAAUGUCCAGAAGACAGUACUGUACUGGUUACAACUGACGAUUAAACAGGACAAAUGUCCAGAAGACAGUACUGUACUGGUUACAACUAACGACUAACCCGGACAAAUGUCCAGAAGACAGUACUGUACUGGUUACAACUAACGACUAACCCGGACAAAUCUCCAGAAGACAGUACUGUACUGGUUACAACUGACGAUUAAACAGGACAAAUGUCCAGAAGCCAGUACUGUACUGGUAAAACAGAAGGAAUGGUCACCUUAUUUAAAGGUGAUUGGACAUUUUGGUUAGUUGCCAGUAGUUUUUUCUGACUCAUAACACCACUGUCAUAAUUACUGUCUUCUAAUAAUAGUGUCAUAAUUUCUGUCUUCUAAUAAUAGUGUCAUAAUUACUGUCUUCUAAUAAUAGUGUCAUAAUUACUGUCUUCUAAUAAUAGUGUCAUAAUUACUGUCUUCUAAUAAUAGUGUCAUAAUUACUGUCUUCUAAUAAUAGUGUCAUAAUUACUGUCUUCUAAUAAGUGUCAUAAUUACUGUCUUCUUAUAAUAGUGUCAUAAUUACUGUCUCAUAUUGGUGCUUUGUCCAUCAGAUGGCCAAAGACAGCCUCACUGAUGGCAAUAUACCUCGCUGCCCUUGCUGCGUCUGCCUCGAGCACUUUGAUGAGAAGGACCUCUUCCACCGUACGGCGUGCUACCAUUAUUUCCAUGCAGGCUGCCUGCACAAGUACGUACAGCACACACAGGCUCAGCUGGAGGAGGAGAAGAAGGAAGUCUCGGAGAGCAGACACUUGGAUGGCAAUUCGAAGAAAGCAAGUAGUCAUGAUAAACUCUCCUACCUCCUACAAGUGCUUAUUUUCAUGGUUCCCAAAAUGAGAUAUUAAAUUCUGUGUAGAUUUUUUUGCCAAAUGCUUUUACAUCUAGAACGCAUAAAUAAUUCACGCCCAAUCUAAUAAAAAAACAUAAGUUACUUUUUCGGAGUGGGCAUUUCUAAAAACUGUGAUAUCCCUGUAACUUGAGAGGUGGCAGAGUUACAAAUGGCAAAUAAUAACGAUUUAAGGAUUUAAAAUCAUCUAAAAAUAACUGUUUUUAUUUCACAUUUUGAAUCUGCUUAGUCUAACACUAUAUAAUUUUUCAUUUACAUAAAUUGAGAUCUGGUUAAUUGCAAUAACGACUGAAGCAAGAUUAUUAUAAUUUUUUUAAGUUGUUGAAAUGAGUUUGGAAUUAUUGAUAUAGUCACAGAUCUUAAGUGAGGGCCAAUAUUUUAUUUUUAUUAUUAUAUACGUUGUUAUUAAAUAACAAACACACUCCUCGUACCCAUAGCUAAAGCUUCAAUGACCAGACCCUUAACUUGGUAUGUUUUGUAUGGCUGUCACCAGGAACGAGGCAUUGCAUGUCCCAUGUGUCGAAGCCCACUGGUCGAAGAGGAUUUGCAGGUUGUGAUGUCGGGUAAAGUGGAGGAUGACUAUGAAAAACUGGAUGUAUUUGUCGUGCCGCCCGAGCUCAGGGAGCAGCAGCGCAAGAUGGCAGAGGUCUACCAACGGCAGAAAGCAAAAGGGGGAAUAAUCGACCCAGAAAUGGAAAAGAAUAAAUUCCUAGUGAAUCAAGUGAGUUAUGAUCAGUCUGUUUUUUCUUGUAUGUAAUGGAUUUUUAUAGAUUUAAAAAAAACAACACAUCAUGUUUAUGAAUUUUACAAGGUGCUACAUCCUUAUAUAAAGAAACUUUGAUGAUUUUUAGAAACAUUUCUUUAUUGUAUUUGAACACUGGUAUUGAUCACAGUGAUGAUGUGCUGAACACUGAUAUUGAUCACAUUGAUUAUGUGCUGAACACUGAUAUUGAUCACAGUGAUGAUGUGCUGCACACCGAUAUUGAUCACAUUGAUGAUGUGCUGAACACUGAUAUUGAUCACAGUGAUUAUGUGCUGAACACUGAUAUUGAUCACAUUGAUUAUGUGCUGAACACUGAUAUUGAUCACAGUGAUGAUGUGCUGCACACCGAUAUUGAUCACAUUGAUGAUGUGCUGAACACUGAUAUUGAUCACAGUGAUUAUGUGCUGAACACUGAUAUUGAUCACAUUGAUUAUGUGCUGAACACCGAUAUUGAUCACAUUGAUGAUGUGCUGAACACAGAUAUUGAUCACAGUGAUUAUGUGCUGAACACUGAUAUUAUUCACAGUGAUGAUGUGCUGAACACCGAUAUUGAUCACAUUGAUUAUGUGCUGAACACUGAUAUUGAUCACAUUGAUUAUGUGCUGAACACUGAUAUUGAUCACAGUGAUGAUGUGCUGAACACUGAUAUUGAUCAAAUUGAUUAUGUGCUGAACACUGAUAUUGAUCACAGUGAUGAUGUGCUGAACACUGAUAUUGAUCACAGUGAUGAUGUGCUGAACACUGAUAUUGAUCACAUUGAUUAUGUGCUGAACACAGAUAUUGAUCACAGUGAUGAUGUGCUGAACACUUAUAUUGAUCACAGUGAUGAUGUGCUGAACACAGAUAUUGAUCACAGUGAUUAUGUGCUGCACACCGAUAUUGAUCACAUUGAUUAUGUGCUGAACACUGAUAUUUAUCACAGUGAUAGUGUGUUGAACAUUGAUAUUGUCAGUAAAUUAAUGUAAAUAUCUCUAUGCAACUAAGAAGUGACUUACAUCGUACCAUUUCUAUGAUAUUAUAAGCUUAAAUUAUUAUUAUUCAAUGCAUACAAAGAUGCCCCAUCUUUACUUUUGCAGGAGGAAAGAUUACCAGUUCCUAACCCUGAGACCUCACGCCCUGUCGAAUCAGUUGUCAGACCGCAUCACGUAUUGGACGCAAAGGGAAGAAAGGAAGGGAAAAUAGAAGGCAGAAGGGAUGACAGGGGCAACAACAGAGGCCGAAGCAGAGGUAGACACCAUAAUGAGUUUCGUGGAGGUUCUUUCGGCAAGAAACAACGAAAGGUGCAUUCAGGUCAAGCACACCCAAGAGAAGACUUGGUCAAUAGAGUUAGGAACGACUUGAUCAAUAAAGUCAGAGAAGACUUGGUCAAUAAGGUUAGAGAAGAUGUUACAGACAAGGCCCAACAAGAUGGAAUACAUAGUAGAAGUGAGGAACGUGCUGGUGUCAGGACUGUGGGACUAGAGAGGCUUUCUGACAACAUUGAAGGAACUAGCGGAGUGGGACUGAAGGCCAUUCGGGAGCCAGGGAGGUCACGUGAUGGAGUCUACCAAGGGGGUAGAGGAGGGCAUCGAGGUGAACAUGAGGUAGAUGGACUAGGUGGAGGAAGAAGAGAAGAGUAUAGAGGUAGGGAUGGAAGGAGGGAUUACGGCACUGAAGGGACAAGUGAAGAUGAGAGAGAUAGGAGAGAAGACGAUAGGGAUAGGAGAGAACAUGAGAGAGACAGGAGAGAAGACGAUAGGGAUAGGAGAGAACAUGAGAGAGAUAGGAGAGAAUGGCUAGCGAGUGAAGGAAGGCAAACAGAAGAGUCAAGUUGUAACACUCCGCGUGGUGUUGCCGAAACUACACAUGAAAAGACAAACUUGAAGGGAAACUUAGAGGACUUCAACCCUCAUUGUGAUAAUGGACAGAGCUGGAGAGACCGUAGACCUGAGCACAGGAACAGCUACCUGCACGAGCAGGAUGAUGGGUUUGGGCCCAGUAAGAGUGCCCACGAUGGGAGGGCCAGUAGCGGAAGACUACAGUUCAGGGACAAUAUCAGCAAAGGAAGAGAGAAAGAUGGAACAGCAGAGAGUAAGCCAAAAGACUUUGUGAUGGAUAAAAGAGAUGGACGUGCGUUAGGAGAUGAAAAUUCUGUCAAAGACACUGAUGUUGCUCAAACGGAAAUUCAAAAUGUUUCAAUCCCUUCAGAAAGCAAGACUUUGGUACACAGCAGAUCAGUUAAAGGGCCGGAUAACGUCAGAAGUGAUAAGCCUAAGUUUGCCAGGGGUGAACCUGUGUCUCGUAGGACCUACGGGCAAAGGCAAGCCACAGAUGGCUACAAAUGUGAUCGUGAUGUGAGGCCAGGUCCCCACUGUGAUAAAAGAGAUGAUGAAAGUAAGCCCGAUGAGGAUGGCAAGACCUCCGGGGCUGGGGGCAGGGAUAGAAAGCAUCAUGGUGCCAGCGGAAGAGCCGGCUACCCUGGAGGUGCCCACUAUAGGCAAGAAGGUUAUCGCCACCAGCAGUACACUAACCACCAGCACCAUGAGCAUUGGAGGCACCAGGACAGGCGCGGGUAUGUACGCAAUAGGCCUGACCGAGGUGAUGAUAGGCGGACCCUGCAGAACGAUGCAACAGGUACAGGUAGAAAUGUAGACAAGGGGCAGACUCAGACAGCCCCAAGCGGAGAGAACUCCAUCCCAGCCGAUCCUCAAGAUGAUGGGAAGGCUGACUUACGGGUCAGAGAAAUAAACAACAGGUGGAGGCAGUUAAACUUUGGACGGUCAUUUGAUGACGGGAAUCAUGGUCCUAAUGCUAAUGUAAGUUUGGGAACAGAUGAUGACGAUAGUAAUGACGUAAGAUUGGAAUGCAAUGGGGCAACUGGCCAACAAUCAGAUGACCUUGACUUAUAUUACAUUGGGUACAGGGACAUGAUCACUCAAGCAGAGAGCUGGGAAGAUGAAAUUGAUCCUUUUGCGACCGAAAGGUUGAGAUUCAAGGCCUCUAAGCGGGCCGAGUACGAUCAGAUGAGGACGGAAGAUCGCAAGCUGUACAAGGCCCGUUUAGAGGAGAGGGUGGCCAUGGAGAAUAGUGUUUUGGAGGAGGAGAAGAGGAUGGUGAAGGAGGAAACUCAAAGACAGGAGAGUUGUGAGGAAAAAUGGAAAGGAAAAGACCCAGAGAAAUCUGUCUUAGAAUUGUUCAAGGAAAGACAAAACAAAAAACAGCUUCCAGAGACGUCUGCGCAGAAAAGCACUGGUGAGGGAAGGGUGGUGGGUGACCUGACCUUGUCUGUUAAAGAUACGGAGCCACGUCCCACGCAGGGUCUUCAUUCAGCUGAGACACCAUGUCAAGAGAAGCAGAGCUACAUCAACACAGAUAUUUCACAAAUAGAAUGGUUUGGUAAAGGCAAAGAUCAGCAACAGAAAGCCGGGAAGUCCCUCCCUGUAAGAGACAAGUAUCAACAGGAGCAAGUUGGGAGGUACCAUGAUGUUAGGGACAGUAAUGAGGACCAAGCAGGGAAGUCCCAUGAUACUAGGGACAGUAAUCAGGAAUUGAGAAAUGGAUUGCAGAGUGUAGAGUUGACUCCUGCAGAUAUAAAAAACUCUUCUACUACUGCCACUACCAACGAAACUUAUCAAGGGGGUGAUGAAAAAAUCAAGGGAGGUAAAGCCAAUAACGGUGAAAUCAAGGCAGAGAACUCUGAUGGUGUUUCGGUUGGAGUGGAAGCCACGAAUUCAAAGCAGAAACAUUUCAUAAAACCACCGCCCUUAAAAUUUUCCAAAAAAUUGAAGAAUGAAACUUCUUUGGACAGUAAAAGAUGUCUUGAAACGAACCCUUUACCAGCCACCACCCUGUUGACCACCCCUUUGUCAACUACCCCACUGCCAGCCACCACCCUGUCAACUACCCCACUGCCUGCCACCACCCUAUCAACUACCCCACUGCCAGCCACCACCCUAUCAACUACCCCACUGCCUGCCACCACCCUGUCAACCACCCCACUGCCAGCCACCACCCUGUCAACCACCUCGCUGCCAGCCACCACCCUGUCAACUACCCCACUGCCAGCCACCACCCUCUCAACAACCCUGUUGUCAAAUGACCCCAGAUCAGCUAGGGCUGAAUCAGUUGUGACAGAAGCACCUCAGCUAAUCCAAGCAAUAGAGUAUGCUAGAAUAAAACACUUUUCGCAGCUUGACUUGGCUCUAGGUCAAAUGAUGGCUCUAAAUCAUGUGAUGGCUCUAGGGCACGUGACGCAUGCUCCAUCACACUCUGUUCCCUUUGCUCCAUCCAAGCCGGCCCAGGUCAAAAAGCUGCCAAAGAUAGCUCCCCUUAGUUUUAAAAAGAAAACCAACAGGAGCAACAGCGGAGAUGCCACGGGCCAGCCCUUCACUCAAAUUGCUGACGUCACAAAUAAGAGAAGGAGGGCUCACCAGUGCCUGGACAAGGCACAAGAUCACGGAGACUCACCCAGCUCAAACCAUCUCAUGUCUCACACAGCCAGAUGUUUCAACGGGAUUCAUCAGAAUGGUUCAGGAUUAAACAUGGACACAUUGUCCAAGAAUGCUGCAGCAGACACGGACAGCCUUAAAGAAAACCUUUGCUCAUUUCAAAAUUCAUAGUUGCCAUUAGAAAUAAAACAAAAAUUGUUGUGUGCCCCAGCGAAACUUCACUUAUGUGGCAACUUUUCAGGGAAUAAAGUCAUGGGUACAGAUGUAUGGUUUGUGAAGUCACCUGUAUGAAUUAAUUGUGAACUAUUCGCUACUGACCC